This is a messenger RNA of Aspergillus sclerotioniger CBS 115572, 772 nucleotides long. Its product is annotated as histone H4. The transcript is spliced from 7 exons. Gene Ontology annotation, biological process: nucleosome assembly. Gene Ontology annotation, molecular function: DNA binding; structural constituent of chromatin; protein heterodimerization activity. Bases 40 to 432 code for a protein of 130 amino acids. The record is from RefSeq and is a predicted model, not a curated record. Lineage: Eukaryota; Fungi; Ascomycota; Eurotiomycetes; Eurotiales; Aspergillaceae.
UCUCCAGGCCGCCAUUUACUCUGGUUUUCUUCCGCAAGAAUGGAUCCCAAACGUGUUACGGAUAAGAGAAGUCGGCGUUUUUUGCCCAAGAAACGCUACCGGUACAAGUCUCCCGUGGUCGAUUCCCCAGCCUCAACUACUAAUCUGUCACCUCACCACAGCAAAGUCUUGCGUAACAACAUCGAUGGGAUAACUCGACCCACCAUUCGCCGUCUUGCUCGUCGUGGGGGUGUUGUUCGAAUCAGUGCGGCGAUUUACGCGGAGGUCCGGGUGGUUCUCAAGAACCGGUUGACAGAAAUCCUUCGUCACGUGGUGCAUGUAAUGGACUCAUCCACCACCCCCCGUCGCGAAAGGAAGGUUGUUACUACCAGAGACGUGGUCUUCGCACUCAACAGGAUGGGUCACACUCUGUACGGUUUCGACCAUACCUAGCCUUCGCCAUACACCACCUCUGUCCCCUUGGUCUUGGAGUAUCCGUUCGUUUAGCGCACUGGUUUAUCUCACGCAUUCGGGAGUGAAGCAAGUUUCUUGUUUGUACCUGCCACGUUACGGCCAACUUGGUGGAAUUCUGAACUGGAUGGAACACUUUCUCGGUGGUGUUGGUUCUUUUACUUUUUUCCCAUAAGGUUGUUUUCUGCUUCAUGGAUCAUUAGCGUUCGUCUUUAAGCGUGUUGUCAGCUUGAGCGUGAUACAUUGAAUACAUUUACGUUGAUUCUAUUGAAACUGGGCAUACGGGGGAAUAGUCGAAGGAAGGUACGAUAGAGGUUACCAG